CGCGAUUAUAGAGAUCAAAUUGAUGUUGCCCAAUCAGUUGCUAAAGCACAGAGUCUUUUGAUUGAUCCUGUACCAGCAGCCAAAAAACGUAGAAUAGAAGUUGAUGCAGACUAUGAUGAUUCAGAUGAAUAUAUUCCUAGCGAUGAUGAGGAUGAUGACAGAGAUUUACGUGAGAAUAGUAGAUCUGAUACUUCAGCUUCCCGUAAGACACGGAAGCGAAAGGAAUCAGACAGUGCUUCGUAUCCACGAAAAACAAUUAAAGUCAAUCCGCAAGAGUCUGAAAAACGGUUAUCUAAUAAAUCUGUUGAGAGUUCCAAAUCUGCAU
Molecule: messenger RNA, 325 nt
Organism: Racocetra persica
Lineage: Eukaryota; Fungi; Glomeromycota; Glomeromycetes; Diversisporales; Gigasporaceae
Source: the annotation of a GenBank genome assembly